AUGGAGUUCUCCUCAAUGGGCUUCAUAGCAAAACUGUUCAGGUGUGGCGACCUGAGGUACAUGAUUCACGCAGUCGCUCUCUACUAUCAAUACAAGCCAGUAGACUGGAUACUCAUGGAUAUCAUACGUAGUCGCUAUUGCAACCCGGAUAAAACUAAGCAAGACUGCGACAAGGUGAUUCGAUGUUUCGUAAUCAACUCAGGAACAUCACAGUUUCAGCAUGUCGGCAAGGUUUCUUCACUAGCGGGAAAAAUACAAGGAAUUCGUGACCAUACCUUUGGUACAGGGAGAUCUGAGGCUAGUUCAUGGUCAAAUCCUCCAGCUGUUGUCAACACUUCAAUGCCCACAAACAGGAAAUAUGAAGCGCAACUCGGCUACACCAAGAUCGUAGGCAUAUGGUUUACGAACGCUACCGAAGGAAGCUACAUGUCGAUCAAAUUCACGACGUCUCUCAAAGUAACAGGUUUGUGA
This is a messenger RNA of Cooperia oncophora, 471 nucleotides long. The record is from the annotation of a GenBank genome assembly. Lineage: Eukaryota; Metazoa; Nematoda; Chromadorea; Rhabditida; Trichostrongylidae.